UGAUCACAUGUAAACACGGAAAUGCCGGUUACUGGCAAUUCUCUCCUCUCGAGCUGGCACUGAUGAUCAGUGUGCCCUGAUGAUCAGUGUGGCCCCAAAAGUGCCACCUGUCAGUGUCCAUCAGUGCCAGCAGUCAGUGCUCAUCAGUGCCCAUCAGUGCACAUCAAUGCCACAUAUCAGUGCCCAUCUGAGCUGCCUUUCAAUGUCACCCAUCAGUGCCAGUCAGUGCCACCUAUCAAUGCCAAUCAGUGCCACCUAUCAGUGCUACCAAUCAGUGCCAGUCAGUGCCGCCUAUCAGUGUGCAUCGGUGCCGCCUGUCAUAUCAGUGUCAUGUAUCAAUGCUGCC
Staurois parvus is the source of this 346-nucleotide messenger RNA. NCBI's taxonomy places the organism in Eukaryota, Metazoa, Chordata, Amphibia, Anura, Ranidae. The record is from the annotation of a GenBank genome assembly.